Molecule: messenger RNA, 833 nt
Organism: Symphalangus syndactylus (siamang)
Lineage: Eukaryota; Metazoa; Chordata; Mammalia; Primates; Hylobatidae
Gene: DERPC
Product: DERPC proline and glycine rich nuclear protein
Source: RefSeq, a predicted model, not a curated record
AUGAAAGAACCUCGGAUUUUCCCUAGAGAGCGGCCAACUCCUUGGACUCGUGCUCCGCUGCCACCUCGAGGACGGCUCGACGGUUCCCUGGGACCACAGGGGGGUCCUGUUCUGAACACAGGCCACCCACUGGGUGUGAACUCGGAUCCCUUCCUUAUGGCGGCUGGUUCUCUUGGUGGAAAUCUGACCCCAUUUCCAAGGAACCCAUCUCCUUUUCCAGCUUCAUCAGGCUCAUUGGCUUCAAAUCCAGCACCUUUCCCGGCUGGUGCUCGUGACCCAAGUAUGGCUUCUUUUCCAAGAGGGAUGAAUCCCACUGGCACAGGGAUACAUUGGCCUGCAGGUCCCAGUUCACAUGUAGUCCCCUGCUCACCAUUGGAGAAUCAGCUCACUGCUCUCUAGAAACGUGGCGUUGGUGAACGGACCAUGCUUCCAUAGCUCUGACCUGGGCAGCUUGGACCUGGUCAUCUUCUACUGCCAUGCCUUUCCCUGGGGGCUUGAACACAGAACAGGGAGAUGGACAACCACUUCAAAGACCCACCGAAUGCAGUUUCUGCUUGACUGACUGGGCCUGCAGCUCCCUUCUCCUGGGACUUAGAGGUGGCCAGAUUUAAGGCCCCUCUACUCAUCCAACUCCCUCUUCACUGGUACUCCCAAUCAAUCAACCUCAAAAUUUAAACUGAUGUGGAGGGGAAUAUGGGAAUUGGGGUGGGGGUGGGGGAUGAAGGGAAGAAAUCACUGUGCUUUGUUCAGCCUGGUGUGCAAGGAUGGUUGGUGGUUUUCCUGCGUUGUAUCAUCUUUUCUUACUGUUUCUUUAAUAAAUGGGAUGAGAGGGC